CAACGAAAAAAUGCUGAUGCUUACCACCUCUCUCAUCAUGAGCCAUCCAUCUUGAAUUAUAGUCUAUCGUCUAAUGCAGGCUUCUAUUUGGAUGCUCAGCUUACUACUAAUAAUUAAUCCUAUCAAGAUCUUGAUUACUAACUGAUUCGAUAGUGUUCCUUCAUCUCACCCUAAAGACGACCUCAACUUUAUUCUUAUCUUUCAACUGUAUACAUAGGAUCUAGUCUACCUAUCUACCAUUAAUCCCGUAUCCAAUUGUGUCACUAUCAACAUCCUCAACCAGAGUUUAAUGGAACCAUCAAAUAAUGCCCAAGCGCGGGCUCCGCCGAAGCCAAGCAAGAUGAACUACGCCUGUGAGGCGUGUCGGAUCUCCAAGGUUAAGUGCCAAUCUAGCCCGCAACCAGGGAUAUGCAAGCGCUGCUCCGAGUUCAAGCGGGAAUGCGUGUUUCGAACCGGACCAAGGACUCGGCGACCCAAAUUCUCAACGCGGCCAGACGCAGAGGCGCUUCCCCCUCCGCCUGGUCCCAGCAAGACCUUCAGCAUCGACUUCACCAUGCCGGCGGAUGAUGACCUGCGCGAUAACUUCGACGAUCUAAGAGAGAAGCACGAGCGCUUCAUCGAUGACCUCGUGCCGUCUAGUGACGAUGACGAGUUAGAAGAUGAUUCGACGGCAAUGUCACCGUCGGCCGGACAGACCUUCAGCUUCAAUGACAUGUCGAUGCGAACCCCGUCAUUGACGACGGGGAGCACUGCGUCGACGAACUCCAGGCCGGUGACUAGUCUGGCCAUGAAGCCGCAAUUCAACCUCGACUCGGCGGCUAAACUGCUCGAAUCAUUUCGGUUUAUGCUGCCGCACUGCCCUUGUAUCGUGCUACCCCAAGAUGCCGACGUUCGAUCUAUGGCCCGCGAUAUGCCAUUCGUACUCCUAGCUAUCCUCGCCGUGACGAGUUGUUCCACUAGCUUACAAGGCCAUAGUCUCUAUGAUGAUGAGUUUCGUAAGAUUCUGGCUUUGAAAUUCGUUGCUGGAGGCGAAAGGUCUGUUGAGUUACUGCAGGGACUUAUUAUUUACUGUUCUUGGUAUCCUUUUCAUUUACGUCCAAAGAACAGACAGGCGGUUCAAUAUCUACGCAUGGCCGUUGACAUAGUUCACGACAUGGAGUUAGAUGAGGAGAAAGAUAUAAAUCUUGCUGUACAAUCGCCCGAGCGAAGAGAAAUGACACUUCAGAGCAUUCGGAUAUAUCUAUCGUGUUUUUAUCACGCGUCAUUAGCCUCUUGGACAUGGUCGAAGCCCUACAGUUUAAAAUAUACUCCGUGGAUGGCUAAGUGCUGCGAAUUACUUGAGCAACAUAGCGGCCUACAACAGGAUCAUGUCCUUAUCUGGAUUGUCCGUCUGCAACACAUUCUAAUCGAAUUCGAAGAAUUGAAUCGAAGUUAUAAGAAGCCCAGUAUCUCCGAAGAGAAUGAGAACCAGCGCACGUUCAUCCGCAUUGGUCUCGAGACACAGCUACGAGAUUUCCAGAGCAGGAUCCCUGGCCAUAUCUCGACUAUACCGAGUAUUUUGAUGUCAUCACUCACAACCGAUACCUAUAUCCUAGCAGCGCCGCUGAUGCAGACAUUCCACCCACGCCCGAAUGACCCUAAGACUCCCUUGAUUGACGCCCCUAGACUACAAGCUUCCACAUACACGACGCGGGCUUUCCUCGAAUACAUCAUGAGUCUUUCCGCCGAGCAAAUGAGAUAUUUCUGCACCGUCGACAUCGGACGCCUCAUCCUAACCAUCAUCCUCGCAUACCGGCUCUCCUUCCCGGUCCCUUCAUGUCCCGACUACGAUUACAUCCAAGGCCGGAAAGUACUGGAUUUCGGCGCUGUCCUAGCGAACCUAUCUAUUACCGACAACGACAGCGAAAACGACACCCCCGAUAGUAAAUCUAAGAAAGUCGACGUGGUAACCGCGUUCAAAGUCGUCCUAGGAUCCCUCAAAGCCAAGUUCGAGAGGAAGAGCGCGAACCUGGAGGCGGCAGAGGAGAGCCGCAGGGCGCGACAGUGUCCCAUGUUCGACGGGAGCCUGGAUCAGUAUAUACCCCUGUGGGAGGGCCACCAAGGCAACAUGGACUUCGCUGCCUCAUCGUACACGGCGUCGUCGCUUGACGGGGGCUCGGCGGCGGCGGCGAACCUGGCGGCUGGGGUGGGGCCCGUUGAAGGUCUUGGGAAGUCGACUGUGUUCCAUGAUUUAUGGGCGACGAUGACUAUGGGAUGGGCCACCGAUGAGGCUGGUGUGGGUUUAGAGCAGGGUGUUGAUUUGACUGGUCUAGGGGAUACAGGUGAGUAUGUUGAUAUUAUGGGUGUGGGAGACAUGCAGGGUUGAGAGGUUGGUGGUCACUCUGUAAUGUCUAUUGGGUAUAAUAAGGUACCUAUCCCUUUCGCCGCUUAAACCGCUUAAACUGUAAAUAUACUAUAAAUUGGUAAUUCAAUAGAGGGCAAGACAGCAGGUAGAUAUUUGUACCUACCUAGGUAUUUACCUGAG
Annulohypoxylon maeteangense is the source of this 2524-nucleotide messenger RNA. RefSeq lists its product as uncharacterized. Gene Ontology annotation, molecular function: transcription cis-regulatory region binding; zinc ion binding; DNA-binding transcription factor activity, RNA polymerase II-specific. Gene Ontology annotation, biological process: regulation of DNA-templated transcription. The transcript is spliced from 6 exons. The record is from RefSeq and is a predicted model, not a curated record. NCBI's taxonomy places the organism in Eukaryota, Fungi, Ascomycota, Sordariomycetes, Xylariales, Hypoxylaceae. Gene Ontology annotation, cellular component: nucleus. Bases 290 to 2365 code for a protein of 691 amino acids.